AUGAUGUUCGAGGAGCCUGCCAAUCCCCAAAUCGACGCGGAGGCCUCUGCGAUCAUCCUCAACCAGGAGACAGUGUCUGCACCUUCCGCAUUCAUCACAUCACAGAAUGUGGAUGAAUGGAUCGAGCAGCUCAAGUGCUGUCGUCUCCUAUCCGAAGCGAAUGUACAAUUGCUCUGUGACAAGGUAACAUUGAAUGAGCCACUUCCCGGUCUAUCUAUUGAUCAACCCAUCGAUGCAGAUAAUUUUUUCGAGUGCGCGGGAGAUUCUCAUGGGGGAGGGUGCAGUGCAGAAUGUCACUGCCCCAAGCUCUUUGAGAUUGGCGGUCCAUUACCGUAUACUAACUACCUCUUCAUGGGCGACUACGUGGACAGGGGCUACCACUCCGUGGAGACGAUCUCUCUGCUGCUUGCUCUCAAGGUCAAGUACCCUGCUUGUACCCAAAGGGGACUUAUUGAUCACUUAUUCCUAGGCAUGAUAGAGGCUUCUCAUUUCAUAGAUCGUGUCCAAGAGGUUCCCGCCGACGGCGCCAUGGUUGACCUGCUCUGGUCAGACCCUGAUGACCGCAAUGGAUGGGGGCUUUCGCCUCGAGGUGCCGGAUACACUUUCGGGUCUGAUAUUUCGCAAGCAUUCAACACCAGAAACAACCUAAAGAUGAUUGCUCGUGCUCACCAGCUUGUGAUGCAAGGAUACAAUUGGAGCCAGGACCAGGCAGUGGUUACGUUAUUCUCGGCACCCAACUAUUGUUAUCGAUGCAGCAACCAGGCCGCUAUUAUGGAGAUCGACCAGCAGUUGCAAGCGACAUUCACGCAGUUCGACCCUUCCCCGCGGAGCAGCGACCAGGACACCUCCAAGAGUGCCCUAGACUACUUUUUGUAA
This is a messenger RNA of Mitosporidium daphniae, 876 nucleotides long. RefSeq lists its product as uncharacterized. Gene Ontology annotation, biological process: mitotic cell cycle; peptidyl-serine dephosphorylation. NCBI's taxonomy places the organism in Eukaryota, Fungi, Microsporidia. Bases 1 to 876 code for a protein of 291 amino acids. Gene Ontology annotation, molecular function: protein serine/threonine phosphatase activity. The record is from RefSeq and is a predicted model, not a curated record. The transcript is spliced from 6 exons. Gene Ontology annotation, cellular component: cytosol.